AGGAGCAGGUGUUGUAGUUGUUGAGAAAACGAUUUAAUGAAGUAAUAUGAAGCAUCACAGCGCCGACACGAGCGAGUAGUUUUCUAAACAUCUUCAUUUUUAGCCACUUUCGAUCUAACAGCACUAUCUAUCAAAGCAGGAUGGCUUCGCCAGUAGGUGCUACGGCUUCAUCAGGUACUGCCCCUGUCGUCGGUAGUGGUUACCUCAGGCUACCCACAAUCACGAAUGACCAAGCCACGACGCUGGUCCCGUUUCCGGCCUCAUAUAUGGCCACGACACCAGCGCCAGGGAUGCUGCCUAUUGCGCACGCGCUCCCAACAACCAUAGAUCAGAAGGAUGCCCACUACUCCAACACGUACACGAUUGCGAGAGAGCCUGGCUUGCUAACAGGGUUCCAGGAGCUGCACACUCGACAACACGGCAUCCUCAUCGGCGCGAUAGGCGCCAUGUGUCUCUCGUUCGUCAUUCCGAAGAUCCUGGCGAGAUUUAAACUGUGCGGACUCGGGAAGUUCGUCUCAAGACACAUGGGCCAGAUAUUCCUGCUUCUCGCAGUCGUCAAUCUUUUCGUGUUUGGUAUUCAAGCUGAUCCUUGUUGAUGUUUUCUAACUACAGUCACACCCAACUAUAAGGAAGGCGAAAUUCCAUUCCACAUUCUGAUCUCCUCUUGCGUGUCGACCAACAUUUCUUCUCGAUUGAUUUUUUUCGCAACUACCGAAGGAAGAAUCUUUGCACCAUAUUUAUUGAAGCAUUAUGACGAAAUCGCAGGUGCCGGCUACGUCCAGUAAACAAAAUGAUAUUUCUCUUCAGGACUCGUCAUUGCUUCGUUGGAUGACGUUUCUGUAAACAGUGUCUUUUGGGCGCUUGUUGCCGUCGCAGAGCUGAGUCUCAGCAACAUAUCCACCGGCCUUCAAGCAGUAGGUGGAAUAGUAGGACUUUUUUUAGUGCUGAACUACAAGGAUAACAUCAUCAAGCUUGUGGGCUUAGAACAUCACCCACUGGUAAACGCAGAGUUCAAAGACCUUUUCACGUGCUUCUCAAUGCAUCGCUUUCGACCAGUGGAGAUUAGCAUCCACAAAAUAAACGAUCUCCCGACCAACGCGACCGUCUUUCAAGCAAAAAGCAGGCCAUUGUACAAUUACAAGUCGUGCUGAUUUUGUAAUGUUUUCGGUCUUCGCCUUCCUCUUUGUUUGAUGACCGUCACCGUGCUGUGCGAAAGGAGCUAUUUCUUUGGGGAAUAAUUUGAAUAGAUAGAAAAAGCUAAGCAUUUUUAGGAUUUGCUAUGCGAUUGAUUGCCCUCCUACAAAGCUGCAGCAUUGUUGCUUCUCCGCAUGGCCACCACUGCAGCAACCGCCACCUCUACAAUAUAUGUCACUUGUUUCGGAAUUAUAGUAUUUCACAAGCCUCUUCCUCUGCAGCAUCUAUUCUACACUGAAGAUUUUUACCGCGACCACGUCCUCGAAUAACAACGGUUUCAGAUUCUGCCAUAUCCAGUGCGGCAAAUACAACGAAGCACGAAACACGCGAGUGAAAGAGGUCGUUGCCGGGGAGGACUAUCUGGUGAGGGAAAGGAUCCAAUUCAAUUACGACCCGGAAGAUCUGCACAGUGUAUGCACGGGAUCUAUCGUUCUUGAAACAGAAUAAUUGUACUUACGCACGGGUAGUGAGUACUAUCCUCUACGUACUUACAGUAUAAAGACAGACCGGCUAAUAUUUCUGUUAACGUAGGAAACCUGGUAACCAAGAAAGGUUGUAAUCAUAGUCGAACAAAAUGGGGAUCAUACAAGUAGGAAAGGGGUGCGAAUCUAUUCUGGACUUGAAGCAGAUAUUAUAGCCGCAGCGGGUGCUUGCGCUAAUUAGACUCAAUUUUAAUACAACAGCACUAGAAUUGAGUUGUACUGCAAGAACAGAUCAUGACACUAACAACUAACACUACCUUGUUGAUCAUGUCUUGCAUUUUUCAUUUCUUUUUCGAUUGCUGCUCUCGGUCCAACGGCAGGAAGUAGUGGGGCAGGACGCGGCGAUGUCGAUACUGCCAGCCGCAGGUGCCAUGAUGGGUAGCGCGGCUUUGCCCCUUUAUCCGGUUUCCGGUGUAGUCGGCGGAGCCGCGGUCGGCCUUGGCGCAGCCUCCGCUUUCGGUGACGAAAUCGCGAGGCUGGAGCUCUCAGCGGGAAUGAUAAACGAUAUGCUCGCAAAGGACGACGAGGGAGCGGCGGCAAUCUUGAACCAAACGACUCUUGGUGGUUCCUCGGACGGUCUAGUGGUGCCUGGGCAGCCACGCGGUAGCUCCGCGACCCGACCAGCAGCACCUUCAGCGACGGCGCUUCAAAGCACGAAGUUCGAUUCAGCCGGAAUCUGGCACACACUAAGUCUGGUCCCCAUGGGAGAGGUGCAAGUACGGUGCCGUUUCGUCGACGAAGAAGAGGACGACGAUGAGCAAGGAGAAACUCUUUGUGCCGAUAUCAUCAUGGACGCAAUAUGCUGAUCGUCCUUGACGAGUAACCGCUUUAUAUUCGUCACUAAAAAAGAAAAAGCACUGAGAACAAGUCACUUUUCGUCCUUGGAGAGGAGGGGAAAAAGAUUAGCGUAACAACAUCGACAUAAUAUCUCUGAAUGUCAGAAAAACGACACGUCACACGUUUUCGUCAUCUUGAGAUGAGUUGUAUUGACAUGGCCUAGGUGAAGUUGCCGAUGUUACUACGAAUGUUUCAUGUUCGCUGCAAGCUGAAAUGAUUUUCCU
Molecule: messenger RNA, 2737 nt
Organism: Amoebophrya sp. A25
Lineage: Eukaryota; Dinophyceae; Syndiniales; Amoebophryaceae
Source: the annotation of a GenBank genome assembly